Messenger RNA from Tinamus guttatus (white-throated tinamou), 712 nucleotides. RefSeq names its product coenzyme Q10B (gene COQ10B). Gene Ontology annotation, biological process: cellular respiration. Gene Ontology annotation, molecular function: ubiquinone binding. Lineage: Eukaryota; Metazoa; Chordata; Aves; Tinamiformes; Tinamidae. Gene Ontology annotation, cellular component: mitochondrion. The record is from RefSeq and is a predicted model, not a curated record.
ACUAAAAUAGCAUUUUCACCUUUGCAGGCACUUGGCUUCCUGUGGUAUUCUGAUGACCAGAAUUUCUCUGCUGCAAGCACCUGAGAUGAACCAUACCCUUUCAAGAAAUUUCUUCAAUGUGACUGCACCACUAGUAAACAAAAGAAAAGAAUAUUCUGAAAGAAGAAUUAUAGGGUAUUCUAUGCAGGAGAUGUAUGAAGUUGUUGCUCUUGUGGAGAAUUACAAACUAUUUGUUCCUUGGUGUAAGAAAUCAGAUAUAUUAUCGAAGCGUUCUGGCUACUGCAAAGCGCAGUUAGAAAUAGGGUUCCCUCCCGUCCUGGAGAGGUACACCUCGGUCGUUACCCUAGUGAGGCCGCACUUAGUCAAGGCAUCCUGCACAGAUGGAAAACUAUUUAAUCACUUGGAAACUGUGUGGCGUUUCAGCCCAGGUAUCCCUGGUUAUCCAAGGACAUGCACAUUGGAUUUUUCAGUUUCUUUUGAAUUUCGUUCUCUGCUACACUCUCAACUUGCAACACUGUUUUUCGAUGAAGUGGUAAAGCAGAUGGUAGCUGCCUUUGAAAGAAGAGCAUCCAAACUGCACGGCCCAGAAACAACCAUACCUCGGGAACUAAUGCUUCAUGAAGUUCAUCACACAUAAAGGGAAAUUGUAGCAGCUCCUAUUAGAAAUUUGUAUGUAUAUUUUAUUUAUGCAAGAGGUACGAUGCUCCUUUGG